AUGAACACUACAUCUCCUGCGGCACCCUCCUCACCAGGUGUCAAUUUCAUCUCGCUGCUGGUCAUCAUCGUACUGUCAGUGGCACUGGCUGUAGGGCUUCCUGGCAACAGCUUUGUGGUGUGGAGCAUCCUGGCAAAGCUGCCGAAGCGCUCUGUCACUGCCCUGAUGGUGCUGCACUUGGCCCUGGCCGACCUGGCCGUCUUGCUCACUGCCCCCUUUUUCCUCCACUCUGUGGCCCAAGGCACCUGGACUUUCGGAACAUCCGGCUGCCGCCUGUUCCACUAUGUCUGUGGAGUCAGCAUGUAUGCCAGCGUCCUGCUUAUCACGGCCAUGAGUCUGGACCGCUCACUGGCAGUGGCCCUCCCUUUUGUGUCCCAGAAGCUGCGCACCAAGGCAGUCGCCUGGCGGGUGCUGGCCGGCAUCUGGGUAGUGUCUGUUCUGCUGGCCACUCCCGUCCUCUUGUACCGCACGGUGCACUUGCGACCGGACAAUAGGAGCCUGACCUGCUUCCUGACAUAUCCCAGCGAAAGACAUCGGGCCUUCCAUCUGUUCUUCGAGGUGAUCACCGGCUUCCUGCUGCCCUUCCUGGUCGUGGUGGCCAGCUACUGCGACAUCGGGCGCAGGUUGCGGGCCCGGCGCUUCCGCCGCAGCCGCCGCACCGGCCGCCUGGUGGCGCUCAUCAUCCUGGCCUUCGCCGCCUUCUGGCUGCCCUACCACGUGGUGAACCUGGCCGAGGGGUUCCGCGCCGCAGCGGGCAAGGCCCUGGGUUCCGGAUCGGUGGGUAAGCGGCUGCUCCUGGCCCGCCACGUGCUCAUCACGGUGGCCUUCCUGAGCAGCAGCGUGAACCCUGUGCUGUACGCGUGCGCCGGGGGCGGCCUGUUGCGUUCGGCCGGCAUGGGCUUCGUCGCCAAGCUGUUGGAGGGCACCGGCUCCGAGGCAUCCAGCAGCCGUCGCGGGGGCUCCCUGGCCCAGACGGUGAGGGGCACCCCCGCCUCUCCCGAGCCUGACCCCGCCGAGAGCCUCACUGCCUCCACCAACCCUCUCGAGUGA
This is a messenger RNA of Rangifer tarandus platyrhynchus (Svalbard reindeer), 1050 nucleotides long. The record is from the annotation of a GenBank genome assembly. Lineage: Eukaryota; Metazoa; Chordata; Mammalia; Artiodactyla; Cervidae.